AUGGCGGCCGAUCAGGAGGAGCAAAAAGAUGAACUCAUUGCUUUAACGUCUAUUUACGACAACAGAACAUUUAUUCGCUCCCUUGACGACAAAGGAGGACAAUUAAAUGCUCAUUUAGAUUUCCCAAAGCCAUUUUCUAUUCGGAUUCGUGAAGCACACCUCCCAAAAUCCUUCCGUAAAGACAAGACAGUAGAAGAAGCUGAUGAGCUUGCAACUUCGGCUGCAAAAGACGUUUUUGCAACCGUUAAUGUUGAUUAUCUGCCUCCAAUUGUAUUAAAUUUUGAAUUGCCAACAGCUUAUCCAUCAGAAGACGCUCCACAGUACACUCUUUCAUGUAAAUGGCUGACUAAUUUCCAGCUUUCUGAGCUUUGCAAGAAACUGGAUGCAAUAUGGGAAGAACAAGGCCCUGGAUCAGUUAUUCUGUUCACUUGGUUUCAAUUUCUAUUAGAUGAAGCAGUUGGGGUAUUAGCUAUUGAAAGUCCAUUUACACCAAAGUUCACRAGACAAACUAACAAGAAAUUCUCAGUAGAUGAGCGUGUGGUGCAGGAUGUUGCUUCAUACCACAAGAUGGUAGCUGCCAUUUUGAAUUUUAAUGAAACAGAAAAAGUGAGAGUAUUUGAGACAAGCAAUUUCACUUGUGAGGUGUGCUUCAGCGAAAAACCUGGUUUAUCAUCCAUCAAAUUCCAUGACUGUGACCAUGUGUUUUGCAAUCAAUGUGCUUCUGAGUAUUUUACUGUACAAAUCCAAAGUGGUGCAUCCAAAGCUCUGAAUUGCCUUGCAUCUAAAUGUGAAUCACAGGCAAACCCUUCUCAAGUAAAAUGCUUGGUUACACCCAACUUGUAUGAGAAGUAUGAAAAGCACCUCUUACAGUCAACGUUAGACAGUAUGCCUGACAUUAUGUACUGCCCAAGACCUAACUGUCAAUCACCUGUCAUCUUGGAGACAAACCAGACACUAGCCUCAUGUCCUCAGUGUGCUUUUUCGUUCUGUGUCUUUUGUAAGAAGACAUACCAUGGAGUCUCACCAUGCUCAAUCAAAAAUAAUGAAUUCAAGAAGCUUCAGGAGGAGUAUCUGAGUGCUAGCAAUGAAGAAAAAGAAAAAAUGGAAAAAAUGUAUGGAAAGCAAAAGUUAAAGAAUGUUUUCGAAGAAUUGGUGUCAAAUGAAUGGAUCAAAGCCAACUCCAAGAAGUGCCCUAGUUGUAGUUUUGGCAUUGAAAAAGUUGAUGGUUGCAACAAAAUGACUUGUUCCAGAUGUAGGUCUCAUUUUUGUUGGCUCUGCUCAUCUAUUCUAUCUUCGGGUAAUCCAUAUUUGCAUUUCAAUUCUCCUGUUGGAGGAUGCUUUGGAAAACUUUUUGAAGCUGUCCAUUGGAUUACCCUUCUACAUGCACAGACAUUUCUUAUUCUAGCUCAGUCCUAUAUUAUCCUAUCUAAUCUAUCGACUGCCAGUGUGCACCUCAUGAGAUGCCUGUGAAAGACGUUGCCUAAGGCCCGUAGCAACGGCAUGGGAUGGGGGAGGGGUGGAUGAGCCCCAGUUUCAACUUUCGUAAGUUAAAAAGGGAAAAAUAUGCUUUGCCCCCCUCCUACAUUUCUAAGUCUUGCUACGGGCCUUAGUAUAAAAACUAACCUUUGCCUUGUCUUUCGAAAUCAUCAGUUAUUGCUGCUGGUGUUUUUUAAUGACUUUGUCUCUCAGUUGUUGGCUGAUGAUGAUAAUUCAUUCAAAACCUUUCUGGAUUAUUAUGAAUAUCUGAAUAGAUAAUGAUGUUUGUGAAUAUUUGCCGACUGAAAAUGAAAAGUCGGGAGAAAAAGGGUGCCACCUACAUGUGCAUGCGCACAACUGAUUUCAAAAUAAAAUUGAUCCGUUCGAUCUGUUAGGGAAAAUGGUUCCUGAGAUUAUAA
Actinia tenebrosa (Australian red waratah sea anemone) is the source of this 1895-nucleotide messenger RNA. RefSeq names its product E3 ubiquitin-protein ligase RNF14. Gene Ontology annotation, molecular function: zinc ion binding; ubiquitin-protein transferase activity; protein binding. Gene Ontology annotation, biological process: protein ubiquitination. The record is from RefSeq and is a predicted model, not a curated record. Lineage: Eukaryota; Metazoa; Cnidaria; Anthozoa; Actiniaria; Actiniidae.